AAAAUGGAGGAUUCCAGUAAUGCGAAAAUGUUUGAUGAAGAAAUAGAUGAGGCCGAGGAAGAGGCUCUCCUAAAAUCGGAUGAUGAAAAUGAUGGACCCAAAACAAAUGUAUCUCUUUCAGUACUGCGACCGCCCUCUGUUGUGGAACUAAUGGAGGACAACUCUUUGUUAAAUGGCCCGCUGCCCAUUGAUCAAUUGGAUAAUGGGGAUGAUGAAGAUAUGUCAUUGGAUAAGGAGAUCGAAAGUGUUGAUUUGGUAGAUGGUGAUACAAAUGGUGGUGGGGGUGCUGAUGAUGAUGCCGGAGCAUCUUCUGCUAGUGAUGAGGAUGAUGACGACAACGAUGAUGAAGAACUCAAAGCUUUAAAAGAAUUCCAAGCCAUCUUGGAAGAAUUGGCGGUCAAUCAAUAUGCCUAUGAUAAAUAUGUGCGGUUGUGUGAGUUGUCGCACACAACUGGCGAUUUGGAUAAUAUACGAAAAGCCUACACAACUUUUUCAAAUGUUUAUCCUCUGACACCGGAACUAUGGCAGCGUUAUAUUAGUGUAGAACUUACAUUGGCCCAAUCGGAAAGUGAAGUCCAGCAAGUCAAGAAGCUUUUUCAACGGGCAUUAAGAGAUUAUUACUCAUGUGAUCUUGCGUUGGAAUAUGCCACAUUUGCUAAACGUUGUACGGACUCAACGGCAAUAUGGGAAGAAAUUCUCGGAACAUAUGGUCUAAAUUGUCAUAAAGGACAAGAUUUUUUUAAAUUAUAUCGUCAACAAUUCCCCGAGGAUACAUAUCGCGAUGAAUACAUUCAAAGCUUCUUAAAAGAAUUACGCUAUCCUCUAAAUCAAAUGGAAGAAAGUUAUAUAGAAUUUAAAGUCUACUAUGAAAAGAAUAAAGAACUAUUUGCCGAUCGACAGGACAUAGAUUGGGAAGCAAUAGAUGCUAAAUAUUUUAAAGCCAAAGAACAUUUAAAGAAAAUCCUACCAUACGAAGAAAAAUUACAAACGUUGGGUGCCAAUUUAUAUCGAGAACGUGCUGAGGUAUAUUUUGAUUAUAUCAAAGAAUCUGAUAAAUAUUUAGAUGAAAAUGUCCUGCAAACUAUAUAUGAACGUAUGGUGGCUGAAUGUUGCCUGAACGCGGAUUGUUGGCUUAAAUAUAUUGACUUUAUAGAUUAUCGUGAUGAAUUUGGUAGGCCAAAAGAUUUACAAAAAUUACCACUGUUCGAACAGACGCCAGAUGAUAUUUGUCAGAGGGCUUUGAGGAAUUGUACCUGGUCACCGGAGUUGUACAUAAAAAGGAUACAAAUAUUGGAAAAAAUGGAUAGAUCAAAGACUGAGGUACAGGAGGUAUUGGAAAGUGCAGCUGUGGCAGGUUUUCAGACACCAGAACCAGCGGUGACAGUGUGGUUGGAAUAUUUAACAUAUUUAAGAAGACAUACCGAUUGGACCGAUCCAGAUGAAUGUGAUAUAAUAAGGAAGAAUUUCAAUUUGGCAUGGACUAUAUUGGGCCAACAAUGGGGUGUUUUGGCUGAUUGUAAUUGUGAGAUAUUACAAUUUUGGGGGCGACUAGAAUAUGGGCCGCUGCAGGAUCCCAAAAAGGGUAAAGAAUUGUGGACUACGGUGAUGGAGAGUGCCGAUAAUGCUUUGAAAUCUGGUCUAUGGAUUGAGUUUGCCUUAUUGGAAAUGCGUAGAGAUUUGGAGGCCACAAGGAGAUUAUUUAGUAAAGCUUUAAAUACCCCCGGUUUGGAUAAUCCUUUGGUAAUAACAUCUGCCUGGGAACGCUUUGAACGUUGUAAUGGCAAUGUAAAAACUCUCAAUAAUUGUUUAAAAGAGUGCAAUACAUUUAAACAACAAUAUAGUGUACAGGCGUCAACAACAUUUGCACAGCAAAAAUCACAAAAAUCCUCCACAAAGACAGCGACAAAAAGAAAAUCGAAUAACCAAACCGAAAGUACAUCAGCUCCACCAUCCAAACAAACCAAAUUUGGCGAUGAACAACCUGCCCCAACAACAUCACAAUCUAAAGUUGGCGAUGCCAAAAAAGAAGCCACAUUUAAAGAACAUGAAAAUCAAGAAAUUGAUUUAUCUAAAGAUCAUCUACGUAUAUUUCUUUCGAAUUUAGACUACAACCUAACAGAAGAUGAAAUUCGAGAAGAAUUACCAGAGCUGAAUAUUGUCGAUAUUGAAUUGAUACGUUCGGGUAAUGGAAGAAGUCGUGGUUUUGGUUAUGCUGUGCUGCCUAGUGAGGCUGAGGUGGAAAAGGCUUUAUCCUUAGAUCGCAAAGAUGUCCGUGGAAGACCGGUAUUUAUAUCCAGUGUUUUGAGAGAUAAAGAGCAGCGUCAGAAAUUCAAAUAUUCAGCCGAAAUGGAACCCCAAAAAUUAUUUGUAAAAAGUUUACCCAAUGAUGCCAACCAAAAGGAAGUGGAGGAUUUAUUUAAACCCUAUGGGGGAUUGAAAGAUGUGAGACUGGUAUACCAUAAAUCUGGUAAAUUUAAACAAAUUGCCUAUGUGGAAUUCGAGCAAGAAGCCUCAGCCGGUAAAGCUGUUAUGGCAUUGGAUGGUACGGAAAUAAGAGGACACAAGAUAUCCGUGGCAAUCUCCGCCCCACCACCAAAACCCACAGCCGGCGCUACAACCUCAAACCCCAUGAAAAUGCUCGGGUUGGUCAGUAAACGUAAUAAAGUAUUCGAACAGAAACCACGAAUGUCCCUCAUACCAAUGUCGGUGCGAAAGAAUUUAACAAAUAAGGUAGCAACACCAGCGGCGACAGCCGCAAUAACGUUAGAAUCUUCUAUCCCCGCGCCGCAAGAUGCACCCAAAAGUAAUGCAGAUUUUCGUAAAUUUUUAACAAAAUAA
Messenger RNA from Musca vetustissima, 2838 nucleotides. RefSeq names its product squamous cell carcinoma antigen recognized by T-cells 3 (gene Rnp4F). Gene Ontology annotation, biological process: RNA processing. The transcript has 10 exons. Lineage: Eukaryota; Metazoa; Arthropoda; Insecta; Diptera; Muscidae. Gene Ontology annotation, molecular function: RNA binding; protein binding. The record is from RefSeq and is a predicted model, not a curated record. Bases 4 to 2838 code for a protein of 944 amino acids.